Molecule: messenger RNA, 20599 nt
Organism: Porites lobata
Lineage: Eukaryota; Metazoa; Cnidaria; Anthozoa; Scleractinia; Poritidae
Source: the annotation of a GenBank genome assembly
CUAGAAAGAGUUUUCUAAAAAAAUGUAAUUGUCCGCAGUGAUUGCUUGAGUUGUAUUACAUCUAACUUCAUAAUUUCUGUACAUAAGGGUAAGAUUUUGUAUUAAUUUGGUUUUAAUACACUAUGCGAGCGAAACUUUAAACAAGUCCAGUGUUCAUAGCACGUGAUCAGCGUUUUUUUUCAGUUGCAGAGCAAUAUUUACUGAAAGCCGGCUGUUCCUUCACGAAUUCAAUUACGCAAUGUCACUUCCGUGAUUGGAUAGUUCCUUGUUUGUUAGCUAGUAUAAAGGUUGAUUUUUCACACGAUCUUGUUGCUCUUCAAUUAUUUUCAUCAUUGGUGUUGCAGUGUCAAACUUCAAACGGGCGCGGACGCCAUCGCCCGAACUACCAAACAAAAUGGCGCCCAUCAAGGACCUCAUUGAACAGAGCAUAAAAGAUAACCCGGUCAUGAUAUUUUCGAAAUCUACGUGUCCAUUCUGCAAGAAGGUGGGUUACUUAUUGUCUGCCUUUAAUCACUCCAUCUUCAGCAAAAAUAAGGAUAAAGAAAGCAUUGUGUUGAAGACUAUGGAAUCUAGCUUAAGUCUAAACUAAGAUAUUCAUAAUGCGGACCGGCAUUUGCCGCUCGCAAACCAUCCUGAUUUCAAAGACCCUUAUUAACACUGUCAGGAGUUACUUGAAACCUUCAUAUACGAGCAUUUUGAACAGAUUUCAGAUGGACAUAAGAAACUUUAAUAAUUCUGUAUAUUUAUAACAGCUUUUUGACUUGCGUUAGCGAUAGUAGGCUCCUUUAAUUUUAUCUUUAUUCUUUAUACGAGCAGGUUGUAAUAUCUAUACUGCGGGCUUAUCCCGGCCUUAAUUACUAGUGUUCCAACUGUAAAUGAUAUACACAAAAGGCUAAGGAGUUGACUUAAUGUACGUUCUAUAAUAGUAGUUCUUUGUGGACACAAUUAUGCGAAAUAAGCUCAUCUGUGUUUCCCUCUGUAAGUUUGUAAAAAGUUAGACACUGCAAAAAGCAUCGAAGGUGAUAGUUUUCCUAUGACCUGGAUAUUGUAAGCAAUAAUAAUUACAAAAUGUAAGUGUCUUUUUAUAUUACGCCUUUUUAAUGAGGCAUACGUUCUAUUCACUGAGAUUUUUAGACCUCUCCUUCUGAACAUAAAUUAUAUUCUAAAUGGAAGUUCCUCAGUAUUUAAAAUAUUACCGCAUUUUAAACUCUUAAACAUAUUUUAAGCUUAUCAUUACAGCAGGUGAUAAGGAUGUUUUAUCCAAAAGACAUAAAGGUUAAAAAAAGACUGCAAAUAACAGGGUGACAUAAAUCAUAACAGAGGAAAAUUGUUGUACAUUCUAAUAAUUUUGUCAAUAUUUUAAGAUUCUUCUUACCAUUUGUUGUACACUUGACAGUUUGGCAAACUGUCAUCUGUACUUGAAAAGUUAAUUUUAAUGAUUUAUGAGUAGAGAAAGUGAUGACAAGAUAGUUGAUGACUUUGGAAUGAAAAAGUAUUCAAAUGAUGUGGUGGAAUAAUAAUUAUUAUCUAACAACACUUUAAGCUGGUUAUUUAAACAGAGUUGAGCCCGUAUUUAACAAAACCUCGUUCUAAGCUAUUUUCAGUUUUCCCAGCGCUAUUAUCCAAACAUGGUUUAUCAUGAACCAUUUUCAUUAAAGCAAAUAGCAUAGACUGGAAAAGCACUUAUUUUCUUGAAAUAACCUACUAACGAAAAUCUGGAGGUCCAAUGAUUUCUUAAACCAUGCAUGGCUUAAGUUAGACUUUGUUUAAAUAACCAACCCUUUUAUGUUUCCAUCAAUACAUCUAUUUACAUUAAACUUGGAGGUGUGGCUAUAUAAAUUUAUAAUACAGCUUUGGAAUAUAUUGUGAGAACUUGCCAAUUACCCACAUGUAAGUGAAAUUAAAAGCUCAUAUUAUAAUCUGUCUCCCUUUUCAUGGAUAGCUGUCUAUUGUCUGAAAAAGACGAGCAGAGAUAACUCUUAAUAAUUCAGGUUUUUUAACGCAGUGCCGAAGAUAGAAGGGAGUUAUGUUUAAUUUCCAGAAGGUCACAGCAAGUGGCAAAAAAGUUAUUUAAUGGGUCAAAUUAUGCAAUAUUUCUUGUGGUUAGUGUAGGUGAGCUUUCACGCAAAAACAUGAAUCAUAUCUUAAUGCAUGAAAAGAUCACUGUUGCUAUGGCCACAUGACAAACUGGCUUUUCAUGGCUAAAAAAUAUUUAUAUAUUAAAGCGAAAUGGUGUGGUAUUUCAUAGGUGUUUGUGUAAUAAAUAGAACAUUACAUGGCCGCUCGGAGAUAGGAAAUUUCUCUUCUUGUUUUCAAAUACUCAAAGAGAAAGUUUCUAUCUCCACGUGGCCUUGUGAUCUCCUCUAUAUCUCUCUUUUUAACUUAAAAGUGCAUGCAUGAAAGUAUGUUGGUAGGAUUGUCACCUGACAGGACUAUUUUUUUCUAAUACUUCUUCACAGGUAAAGGAGCUUUUCAAGUCAAUGAAUGUCACAUUUACAGCCAUGGAAAUGGAUUUACUGGGUAAUUUAAAAAACUGAUAAACUUUAGUUCUAACAGUUUAAUUUAGGGGAUUGUCAAAGUAGCUAGCCAGCAGCAGCUUAAAAUCACCAAAUUGCAUCAAAUUUCGAGAGAAAUAAUGAGCGAUAUUUUGUAAGUAUUUAAUUUCGCGAUUUUUAGGGACAGGUAGAAUUGGAGUGUAUUUAAUUUUGAUUUUCCUAUUCAUUAACACAUGUAUGUAAAGCUACAGCAGUUUGGUCAUAUUCAUCAGCCCCGAGUUGUUUCUGCUUCUGCUGUGGCAAGUACCUGAUUUUUUACCCCACUUACUUGGCUUACUGGCCUUGCCCUCACCAUCUGAAAUAUUGCAUUACCAGAUUUGGACAAUGCUUGGUCAGAGAUAAUUUAUUCCAUACUGAAGGGACAUGUUAUUGAAGGGGCUUUAUGCAUUAUCUCACCACAGCUUUAAAGUGUUGACUUUAAGGUUGACUAAGUGGUGCACGUGAACAAUGAUAUAUGUUUGGUAUUAAACUUCGCGAUUUUUAUCUUUGCGAGUAUUUUUCCCAAAUUGCAAAAAUCGCUAAAUUUACUACUUGUGAAAGUAAGGGAGAAAAAGGUGCUUCAUGCUUUUGAUCAGCUACUCUGCUGGCGUAGGCUACUUUGUCUGAAUCUUUCGUAAAAGCAGGGCUUCCGGAAUUAUGCAUUUUUUUUCAGCAAAUUAUCCGCUGUUUUUUGGCUAAUUAUACGCCAAAAAUCCCGAAUUACGUGGAUUUCGCAAUAUUGUGCAAUAUUUUUAAGCAAAAAUUCGUAAUGUUUCAAUUUAUUGAGCUUGCAAAUCAAGCAUAAACGUCUAAAAAGGGUCCUGAAGCUGUGUGCCCUUAGGGAUCGUGCCACCAUUGACUACAUGCGAGAGAAGAAAUUCACGCAUUGUAGGAUUUGCAGCAGCACAUGCCUUAUCCACUCAUGGCAGACUUUCACUUUCUCUUUGUGAGCUGGAGUUUUGCACUUGAAUGAAGUCUUAGUAAUGUCUGUUGUUUGCUCACUUCGAAGAGGAUUCAUCCAUUCACUUGACGUGUGAAACAGCUGAAAGGUGCUUGUCAAGAACUGACUUUUGGUGGUGAUCCAUAACUACAUUGCAAGUUGAAUAGGAGAGGCAAACGAUGUACACAUGUAAUAAUUUACUAUAACAUUUAGUAGUGUGAAGCUUCUGUUUCAUAUGAAUGGACUCACUUAAAGAUUUCAACUGUAGGCUUAGAUGAUAGAGCUGCAUCUUGUAUCUCAUGCUCAAUAGUAAAAAUAGGAAAGUACCAUUCAGAAUGGUCAUCACACUUAUGCAUUCUCCACUGCUUCUGUAUUAAAAAAGAGAACCCAUUUGUUAGUCAUGGUUUAUCAGUGAUCUUAUAACAAAACUGCUUGGUUGUCUUCAAAUACAGAUAAUGGAACAACAAUACAUGAAAAACUGAAAGAGAUGACAGGGCAAAGAACAGUUCCUAAUGUCUUCAUUCGAGGGAAUCACAUUGGGGGUGCAGAUGAUACAAUGAAACUUCACGAGGAAGGAAAGUUAAUGAACCUGAUCACACCGCCGUCAGAGAACUAUACUUAUGAUCUGAUUGUUAUUGGUGGUGGGUCUGGUGGACUCGCUUGCUCAAAGGUAUUACUACAUACAGUCAACUCUUUCUUGAUAGACACGUUGGUAGAAUGUAUAUGCACCCACUGUUGGUCCCUGAUUUUCUUUUCUGCUUUUAGUUAACUCUCAAUGAGAUGGAAACUUUUGGGGCGGAAAGGGGGGCCGGGGGGGGGAGGGGAUUAUAAGUAAAAGUAACAAAAGGUUUGGUAAGGUUGCUGGCCAAGUAUACAUCAAUCUUGCAGUUCUGGUCCAAUCCUGGUUUUGACAACAGCUACAAGAAAUGGCAUUUCCCAUGGGCAUGAAGGGAUUAACCAUGGCAGGAUUAGCUCAGUCGGUAGAGCAUUUGACGGCAGAGUGGGAGGCUCAAUUCCUAGGGAUGUGCCAAUACUCAGGGUCUUAAAAUAACAGGGAAAUGGAGGUUUUGCCUUUCCCCUGCACACGGCUAGACCCUCAUGUAGCUCACGUGACCACAAAAACUGACAUUCCCAUCUCCAGAUAGAAACGUAAAAAUAGUGUCCCCAAUAAUUAGUACUUUUGUGUCAAAUACAUUGACUUUCAAAUGAAGUGCUUUUUUAUAAUAAUUUCCACAGAAUAAGUACACAUAUAUGUCACAGGUUGUAUUUGAUUUCAGGUUAAAAUAUUUUAACCUAAAACCAUGGACAAAAGUCUUGGGACACACACCCAUCCCCUUCUCACACCCCAUAAACAAGGUUGGGAGCACAUAUCCAGAAUUUUUUUUGUAAGGUUCAACUUUGUAUAGGAUGGGGAAAUGGGGAACUGCAAGAUAUUUUCAAAAAAGUUGCACUAUUUUAUUAGGGCACCCUUAAAUUACAGAAAAUCACAAAUACUGCAUUACUGUCCCAAGGACUUUUGUCCAGGAUCGUAGCUAUAGGUUGAUUUUCAAUUUCCUUUGUUCUUCUAGGGACAGGAGACAAACGAAAUUGGGAAUUAACCUUAGGUUAAAAAAUUCUAACCUGUAAAUAUAAAUCAAAUUUGACCAGUAACAUAUAUAUCAUUUUCAUUUUACAGGAAGCAGCUGACCUUGGCAGAAAAGUGGCAGUUUUGGAUUUUGUUAAACCAUCUCCUGUAGGAUCAACUUGGGGUCAGUCUUCUAGCAAUGAAGCACUUGUGUUGUUUGUGUUGUUAGCAAAGCUCUCGUGUAGGGAAGCACCAUGCGUUGGUUAUAAUUAUUUAUUGAUAGUAGGCUCAGGUCCAUUUUUUCAGUAGGAAUUCAGUUUGCUUCUUGCUUUUCCCAAAAGUUGAAUUUACGUCAGAAAGACAUUUCUUAAAACAUCCCACAACAAAGCUGUGCUGACUAGCCCCUGAUGCCUAACUAUUGCUCCUGGUCAUCUUGAUAAAUUAAUUUUAGUUUCUUCAUAGUAAACACAUGCUGGGCUCCUUGGAUUUCACAGGUUUAGAGCACUGGGCUCCCUUCAAUUUUUCUUAGAGCACAUUCUUGCAUGAGAACUUCAAUUUUGGCCUGGGCUGAAUCUGUCUAAUAUUUUUAUUCUUUAAUCCUAAUGUGACUGAUUGAAAGGGGACAUACAUGAUAACCUUUAAAACUAAUGUUGACAUGCAGUUAUUCUGUUCUGACUUAUUAUUUUUGAAUGAAACACAGUUCUACAGUUAAGAAAGAUUGAAUAGAACUGUAUAAUUUGCAAAUGAGAAGUAUUGAAUUGUAUAAAUUCUGUACUCAAAUAGGCACCAUGCCACAUUUUGGACUAACGUUUUUCACUUUUUGCUGUUUUGUUUAUGUCUUAUCUAGUCUGAGAAAACAGGCAACAUUUCACAACGCCACCACUUGUUUCCCCGCAAAAAUUAAUGACUUCAAAGAAAUGACCAAAGAAAUUCCAUACUGACAAUGCAUCACUACCCAACUCUGGGUGGGUGAUGCUUCUGAUUGGCUUGCUUCAUCCAAUCAGAAGCACUACCCAGAUAUGCCUCAUGCAUCAUCAGCAUGGUUUUCUGUGGUAGUUUCUCAAAUCUCUUUUCACAGGAAAACAAGCGCUGGUGUUGCAAAAUGUUAUCUGUUUUCUCAAAUUACUUCUUAUCAUACUGACUUAAUUUUUUAUGAUGCAGCAUGAUGGCAGCUGCAGAGUAAAGAAUGCUAGAUUAGACAAUUAUUGUAUUGAGAGACAGUCCCACAUUAGGCUCUAAAAGGUUUUUGUUUCCUAUCAGGUCUUGGAGGCACAUGUGUAAAUGUGGGCUGUAUUCCAAAGAAACUAAUGCAUCAGGCUGCUUUACUGAAGCAUGGAAUGGAAGAUGCAAGGUUGUAUGGAUGGAGUUAUGAUGAAAAAGGUAUGCAUGUGUAGCAAGUAGUGUCCUACAAAUGGAUUGAAAUGAAACUUUUUUUUCUUUUUUUUUUGUAAUACUGGUUUAUCAAGAGGUUAGUUGCAAGGUCUUCAUGAUAAAGUGUGUUUUCAGUCAUUGAAUGACUGUUUAAGCCAUUGCCUCUCAACCGCGCUUAAUUGCCCAUGCAAUCCAUGUCCCUCAUCAGAGUGCAAAGAAAGGGAUUUUUACAGCUUGCCAUUCGGGCAAGCUGAAGCUAGCAUAUACUAGCCCAAGGAUCAUUUCAACUAGCCCCAAAAACAUUUUGAUGAGCAGAAUUGAUUUCACAUUUCUUCUGUAAUUUGAAUUCCUCAAAACAUUUCACUUGCCCAUCAUGCAAUUUAAGAACAGAAUUCACUAGCCUGAUAGCAAAAUCCACUAGCCCCAGGCUAUCGGGCGUUACUUUCUUUGCACACUGCUCAUACCACUUGAGACAUUAUCAGUUUGAGCUUUUUUUUUUUUUCAUCACACUUGCACAGGGGAAAGAGAUAUUUCAAACCACUUCAUAAUAAGCUUGAUUUAAACAAGGAAGCCAGAGAAAAACAAAAAGUGUGUAACCAUGACAACCCUGUGAGUGGCAUCCAUCGCAUGCACUGCUAAGCAGUGAAACCUACAUGUAUAAUGCUUACAAUGUGUUUACCAAAGGGAUGGUGGGGUAGGGAGCAAAAGCACUAAAAGCCUGAACAAUGAGUGGCAACCUUAAUGACCUGAACAGAGAAGCUGUAAAAACCCAUCGACCCGUGCAACGCUAUCUUUGUCUUUAAUGUUCCUCAUAGUGCAAUUGUUUUCUGCACAAUUUUUUUUUUUUGCAUAAGUUUUGUUUUCAAUUUCUCAAAGGACAAUUUUUGGUCCUAAGAGGAAUGGAAAACAAUACUUAUGAAAAGGAGAAACAAAUUCAUUGCAUUACGUGGAACAUGAAAGUCGCAAAUUAGAGCUCCCCCAAUAACCUUGUGAGAAAGGAUGCUGGCUAACAUUGUCUUGAGUUAAACUUAGCCUAUAUUUUAUGUAGCCACGAUAACAUAAUUAUUUUAUAAUAUUGCAUAAACUGUGAAAUUAUUGUUAGCUCAAAUUUAAGGGAAGCAUUACAUGAUGAGCUAAUGUCUCCCAAAAUUAUGGUACAAUAAAAGCAAUACAGAAAAAAGCUACAACCCCGGACAAAACCUGUUAAGGCAAAUCGCGAAAAUGCCCAUUUUUUCCUAUCAUCCUGGCAAAAACUGAAACCUCCGCCAAAUGAAUGCCUGAUUUCCCCCCUCCCCUUAUCCAGAGUUGUUUAGAAUAGCAUGGCAAUUAUACGGGUUGGUUUUUAGACCAAGACAACUUUGAAUAGGGGGUGUGGAGGGGGUUUACUUUUUCUGUUUAGAGGAGACGGGAGUAGGGCGCAAAAGUUAGAAAAUAGAUGGAAUUGUCUCAACAGUUUUGUCGGGGGUUGUAGAAACUUCCAUGUAACCCUCAAAUUUUGGAAGAGUUCUUUACAAGUUAUCAGUACUUCUAAUAAUUAUUAUAUUAUAUUAUAUGCAUGGUUGCUUAAAAAGUAAUCUUUCUCUUCUAGUUGAUCACAAGUGGGCAACAUUGAGAGAAAAUGUACAGGUAUGCACAAACUCAUUUUUUUUUCUUUUUCAAACAAUUAAAAAGACUGAAAUUGAGUGACUGCUCUCCUUUUAUAGUUUUGGGAUCAUGAUCAAGUGAUUAGCAAGUUUAUUUCCAAUAAUAUUAUUAUUGUGGCUACAGUCAAAUUGCUCUGAGGGUUAACUUAAAUUGAUCCAGCAUAUCUUUCAUCUUAAGACCUUCUUUACCUAAACAGUGUGAUCUUUAUUGUUAAUUCAUUGUUAUUGACACAUGGACUACACAUGCCAUUCUUUGCACCAUCCAAUUUUGGUCAGUGCCUGCUGCAGUAUGCAUAGAAAGUAGUGUCCGAUAGCCCAGGGCUAGUAGAUUUUGCUAUCUGGCCAGUGAAUUCUGCUCUUAACUUGCUUGAUGGGUAAGUGAAGUUUUCCAGGAAGAAAAGAACUUUAAGAACUUUCAUCAAUCCUGUCAAUCCUGUUCACCAAAAAUCUUUUUUGGGCUAGUUGAUAUGACUUUUGGGCUAGUACGUGCUAACUACAGUUUGCCCGAAUGCCAGGCUGUAAAAGUGACUUUCUUUCCACCCUGCAGCUGUUUAUAAAGGGGGAGUGAAGCCAAUUAGAAUUGGCAAAAUAUUUUGAAUGUGUUUGAGUAAUAAUAAAAGUUGUUAGAGAUGCACAACAUGAAAGAGGUGACAUUUUUACUAUAAUUUGUGUUUUGUCUGCAUGUUUAGAAUCACAUUGGGUCACUUAACUGGGGAUACAGAGUAGAAUUGAGAGACAAGAAAAUCUUGUAUAAAAAUGCCACAGGAAAACUAUUGGAUGCACAUACAGUUCAGGUAAUUAACUACAAAUUGUAAUCACUAUACCUGAAAAUUCAGAAAAUAAGCCCCGGGGCUUAUAUUUUUCAAAGGCCCUUUUUGAGGGGCUUAUAUUUGGAACAGCUCAUGUAUGGCGGGAAAUUUGCAUCUCAAAAUCGAAUGGGCUAGCUUUAUAUAGCGGGAAGGAAAUUUAUGUCAGUAAUUUGCACAAGGUUUUUACUGAAACUAGCUUUAUGGACUAAAACUCAUCCAUGCAAGUACUUUGUCUAUAUGGACCGAGGAAAUCCAAACCAAGAGUGAAGAGUCAACUACACAAACAGAAAUAUACUGUGACACUUUUUGACUGCAGUCAUUUGGCCCAAUAAUAACUCUUUGACAGAUGCAAAAAUUUGUGUUACUGUACAGUUUUUGCUGUGUUAUUUUGAAUUUGAGGGUAGUUUCCAAGUACAAGCCCCCAGGGGCUUAUAUUUGGAGGGGUGAUUUAACGUAGGGUUUUUUGCGUUACGAGUAUGGGGGGCUUAUACAUGGGAGGGGUUUUAUUUUCAGCAUUUUACAGUAUCUGUUGUCAUUGGCCAAGAGCCUGUAGCUGGAAAUCAGCGCAACCUAGUGAUUAGUUAUCUGUAGCUUGCAAGUACAAUAUUCAUGAUUUCCAAGAGCAAUGUCUCCUCAAACUGUGUUCCUCGUCUCCUUUGUCAUUAUUAAUUCUUCAAAACCAUUGUAUUGAAAAUAUUAAAAGCAAUAAUUAGAUUUGGUUUUUGUGAUAUCCGGGAUUAUCAAAGUCGUGAUGAGUGUUAUUCCACUUUGGUCUACCUGUAAGUAAACUCAUUAGCUUAUAAAGUAAACUCAAACUCAUGUGUUUAACAGCACUGAAUUGCUCACUUUUGUGUAGGGCCAGUUGGAAAAAGAAAGAGGUUUAUGCAUGUAGAAGGCGUGUCACAUGCAAACUUUAUAAAUUACCUGGCUGCUGACUAUGAUCUCUGCUAAAAUUUAGUUGAGAUCUGUCCAACCUUUCCUUUGUCUAAAUGUUAUCAUAACAGAAAACAGGAAUGGAUACUUCCAUCCCCACCACUGCCAUCGAUAGUUUGUCUAAACAUAUACAAACAUUAUGUUCUGGAAAUGUAGUGGUCCCUGAAAAUACUUAAUUGUCGGUCAAAAAUUAAUAAUAACAAUUUGACAUGUCACUGAUUGUAGAUCUAUACAUGUGUACUAGAUUCUCUGGAAGAUGGAAACCUAUUGAAAUUUGCACCAAGUGACUGUCUAGAGUUGGUUUCUAAUCCAACAAGGAAAUUGAAUGACCAAAUUUAAAGGCAAAGGCCAUUUUAGGGGAGGUAUUGAAAUUGUAGACUGUAAUGAGAGCUGCGUGCUUUCAUUCACAUUAGUGUUGUGGUGUGAAUUUUUUAAGAAAUCUUCUUUGUCUGAAAUAGGCUGUUGACAAGAAAGGCAAGGUUAGUCAGAUGACAGCUCAGCACAUUGUACUUGCUACAGGGUUAAGGCCUCGAUACCCACCCAUACCAGGAGCUAAGGAGUAUGGAAUAACAAGGUACUAUUCUACUAAUAUAAUGCAGUUAAAUUCAAGUGGUGUAGGGUCACAGAGCAGGAAAAGAAAGAAUGAAACAAAUGAAACAGCACUCCUCUGGCAUGUCUCUUUAUGUUUUUGUUGUGUUGUGUGCUUCAGCUCCCAGGGGUGAAGCUUAAAUUUAUAACAGAAGGGAAAUGGCAUUUGAUGGGCGGGUAAUAUGAGAAGAAAACUGCUGCCUCUUUAAAGACUGCAUUUUUAGCUGGAAAAAUCAUGUUGACAGUCAGGUAUUUUCCCCAUCUCCCAGUUAUCAUCUACCUUCCACUGCUCCUGUAAUUAUGCAAUCAUUUAGACUUCUAAUUCUUUAGUGAGUAAUUAAUGUAGUAAUAACUUCUCACUUUUCUUCACAGUGAUGAUUUGUUCUCACUUGAACACAGUCCUGGCAAAACAGUAAUGGUUGGUGGCUCUUAUGUGUCAUUAGAAUGCGCAGGCUUCCUGCACGGAAUUGGGCUUGAUGUCACAGUCAUUGUUCGGUCCAUCUUUUUACGUGGUUUUGAUCAGGUAAUAUUGUUUGUUUCAAGAAUCUUAAAAUUAAUGUAGUGGUGUUUUUAUAUUGACUCAUCGCAGUGCAACUGAUACCAUUGUCUUUGCUACAGCAGAGUUAAGUUUCUCUUGCUUGGAGAUUAGAUCGAGAAAUGAGGAGGCGAUUGAUUCUUCAUGAAACAGGAUUUACGCAUUAAAUAAUUAUUGAUUUAGUAUACUUGUCAGCAAUGUGUGGAAACACAUCUGCGGUCGUAGGCUAUACGUGUUUAUAAAUACACGAAAAUUCAAGGGCCUUGAUUCCAGAGAAAUUACAUCAUUGCCAGAGAUCAAAAAAGUGAUUUACAUGACACAUCAUUUCAAUCAUCGCGGAAAACAAACUGCAUGCUUAUCACAAGACCAUUUGCAUACAGUGAAAGUUAACAACCCCCGACCAUCGCAGUUUUGCUAAUUAAGAUUCUUCUUUUUUUUCAACCACUGUAGUGUUCACUUGUUCCAAAGUAGGUAAUCAACGCUUUCAAGCGAUAGAAUUCACCGACCAACCUGUUCUGGAAAAGCUCUAAAUUUAAUUUUUUUCUAUAAAGCUUUCUUAGCAAAACAUGUGUGCUUGGCUACAGUCAAGCAAUGAUUCUUAUUCUCAGUUUCCACAGUUUCCGCAAGGAAUGCCUGGGACUACAACCGCCUUUUUUUGUACUUAAUACGAAGAACAAUGGCUUGACAAUGGCUUGCAGAUUAUGAGUCUCGCUGUUUACUCAAGCGAGACUAAUAAGCCCCUCCUCUUAAAUAAGCCCCCUGUCUCUAUUAAGCCCCCCUCAAAUGUGUUUGAAAUAAAAAAGCCCCCCGGGGGGCUUAAUAGAGGAUUUACAGUAUAUGCUUAUGUCAAGGCCUUCAACACUAGCACAUAAGCUCCUUACAGGGUUGUCAUUAAGAGCCGGGGGCUGGGGAUUUUCCGCGGCUACUAAGAGAGUGGCCCCCAGCUACUUUUAUUGGAAAAAUAGAACAAAAAUAGAACCAAAAGAAAUCUCUAGCGGUUUGAUUCCCCGCCAAUACUUGUUGUAUUUACCAGGCAACUUGAAAUCUUAGUGACAACCCUGUCCUUAUGCUUAAGCUUGCAUUGCAAGUAAGGACCAGGCAUUAGUACUCAGUUGCACGAGUGAUUCAUUCACAAAAUUAAGAACACAGUGUGAUUAUAGGUCAAAGUGACAAAAAAUGACCCAAAGAGUGUUACAUAUCUGCCAGUGGAAGAGGAGUUUUUUACAUUUUUCUGUUUUUCUCUCUUUUCACAGCAAAUGGCUGAGAAAAUUGGAAAUGAAAUGCAGACUCAAGGGAUUAAGAUGAAAAGACCAGCUAUUCCAACAAAGGUAUGUAGAUUUCCUAGUCUACCUACUGAAACUUACUCUGUGUGAUACUACAGUCUUGGACAAAAAGUGUUCAGAAGUUUCCACUUUCUUACUCACAGGAGACCCACUCUGCAAAUUUGCCACCACAGGGAUCCCUCUCCCCACCCCUCUCUGGUCAAAGAUGUUCAGUCAGGAGCAAAAAUGUUCCGGCUGUGCUUCAACAUUGUUUGUUGGGCAGGAAGGGGGAAGUAUGUUGAGUGAACAGUGAUAUACAGAGAUGUAUUCUGAAUUUUAACAUACAAUGUGGCAAUUUUUCUUAACACUUUUGUCCAAGAUUGUAGAUUUUCUCAUUAUCUACUGUUUUCCUUCUAUUUUGCACUAUUUGGUAGUAUCUGUUUCACAGUUCAAGUAAAAUCACUUAAAUAAAUCUGGUUAAACUCUAAAUCUUUUUUACCAGGUUGUUCAAGUGUAGCCUUGGCCUGUAUCUCAAAUGAUUUUUAUUUCCACACUAUUAAUAAUCUGUGCAAUAGUUAAUAUUGUAAAUGUAACAGUAUCUUAAAACAGAUUAAUAAUUAAUUAUUAAUUGUUUGUGUGGGGUAAAAACUCCAGUCUUCAUAACAAAGAAGGACUAACUCCAGCCUCAUCUUAAUACACCUAAUAAGCCUCAUCUAAAUUUUGUGUUUUAUUUUUACUGUUAUUUUUAGAUAGAACUUAUUGAAGAAGGAACACCAAGAAAACUCCGAGUUCAUUACAAACACUUGGAAACUGGGGAAGAGAGCUCUAUAGAAUGCAACACUGUAAGUUAUUUAUCACUCAGCAUCUCACCAAUCCAAAGUAUUAUUAAUAAAGCCAUAUAAAUGCUUUGAUCUUUUAUAAAAUUUUUUCAACUGAUUCUGUAAGGAAAUGUAAGGGGGUCAGUCUGGAGAUUUUGUAUGUUGAUAUAUGGGGCUUAAAGAGAGAUCCUAUUCACAAUGUUCACAUACUUAACACUGAUUGAAUUUUCACCCCACAGGUGAUGUUUGCAAUUGGUAGAGAUGCUUGCACACAGGGCAUUGGACUGGAAAAUGUUGGAGUCAAACUUAAUCCAAGGUAGGUCUGCCCAAAGGGUUGCAUAAUGAUGGGAAUGCCUUUGAAUUCACUAGCAAUGAUGGUUUCAAUAAAAUAAAAUGUAAACUAGAUCCUUGCAGUUACAGUUGCAACUUUUGCAGUUGCAGAAGAAUGGAAUGAAGUUUUGGGGGUUUUCUUCAUGUAACUGUAGAAGUUGCAUGCAACUGUAAGCAUGAGGAUCUAGUUUUCAUUAUCUUAAUUCCUCAUACUGCAGUUCAAAUAUAUGAAAUUCACGUACAGUUGUAAUAUUCAUUACUUAACCCAUUUGCUCCUGGAAAGUUUGCCAAAAAAUACAUGUUGAAGCUAGUCAAGCCGUUUUCUGUUGGCUUUUUGGCUAAAAACUUUUGGCCUUCUGAUCCUGCAGAUGCAAAACUUUAGCUUUUAAAGUUGGGCAUGUGCAGAAUGCAAAAUUUUGAUGUGACAGUCUUCACUUGUUCUUUUCGCUUUCUCACCUCCCCUUUUCUUUUGCUCGUCUUGCCUCAUUUUUUCCUUUUUGCUGGGCAUUUAGUUGGCAUUUCCGUGGAAAAUGUUUUUCGAAAAGCUUUUAGGAUCUUAGGAUUAGAUGACAGGAAAGGUAGAUGGGUGGUGGAAGAAGAUUUUUAAGGGAAUUUUCAGGUCAAUGUUACAUUGAUGGUUUUUUGCCUUUUACUCUGGCCACCGUGACUGAAUUGUGCUCAUUCUGGAUGGUUUGAAAGAUCUCUUCACCCUGCGCAAGUUCUGACAAAGUUUUCAUAGACCAUUAACCCAUUCACCCCUGAACCGCCCGUAUUCACCCGUGCGGAUCCAGGUCCUUUCUACCCUUUGUGAUGUCAUCAGUUUUAACAGUCAAGGACAACUUUCUUUGUUAACUUGUGCAGAGUGAAGAGAUCUUUUAAAGCAUACCAGAAUGAGCACAAUUCAGUCAAGGACGGCGGAGAAAGAAGCAAAAAACCACUUGACAUUGACCUGAAAAUCUCCAUGAAAAUCUUGUUCCAUUGCCCACCUACCUUUCCUUUCACCUAAUCCUAAGAUCCUAAAAGCUUUCCAAACAACUCUUUCCACCAAAAUGAGGCCUACUAAAUGCCCAGCAAGAGAAAAAAAAAGAGGCAAGAAAAGCGUAAAAAGAAGGGAGGAGAGAAAGCGAAAAGUAAAAGUCAAGACUGCUGUAUCACUUUUAAACCCAAAAACUAUCUCGAAAUUUUGCUUUCUGCGCAUGCCGGAACUUCGCAAGCUGAUAUUUUGCAUCUGGAUCAGAAGGCCGCAAAGUGUGCGACCUGUAAACCGGUUUGUGGUAAGUUUUAACUCUUUAUAGCAUGACAGUGACCAGAAAACCACUCAACUAGCUUCAAAACGCGUUUUUCUGCAAAAUCUCGAAUGGGUUGAAACUGAUGAUACCACAAGCGGUGGAAGGGAUAUGGAUCUGCACAGGCGGUUUUGGGUGAAUGGGUUAUUGAAAGUUAGUUUCCCCAACAAUCUCACAAGUCACUUAGUUUAAUGCAACAGGUUUCAUUCUCUCCUGCAUCGCAAUCAGAGAAGAUUCCAGGACAUGAGGUCCCAGUCAAUUGUGCCAAGUACAAUUAUUUAUCUGUCGAUCAAAUUCUCAACUACGCUUGGACCCAGUCUCCAACUUAAAGGCUUAAGGGUUAACCUCACUUUCAGAGCUUACUUACCAUUAAAACUAAGAGUUUAUAAAACUCCUAAAAAACCAAAAGGAAUCAAAGAUAAAAUAACCUUGUUUCUGUUAAAACUGCUAAUAAAACAAAUUUAAAGGUAACUAGCCUAGUGUGGUGAAAACAAUGUCCAAAACAUUCAUGAUACUUUUAUGUUAUUGGAAGUCAGGGAUCACAAUAAACAAAAAUAUCACACAUGUUCCUAGACAAAACGUACACCCUUACCCAAUUCCUUAAAGGCUGAUUAAUAAUGGUAAUAUGACUGAGUGGAGUGCAAUUCGGUCUAUAAUCAUAUGAGUGAUUAACAAAAUCAGAUGACCAUAGCAGGAGUCUGAUGUGUUUAAUCAUGAGUAUAAGUACAGCCCGAAUUGGACAACACAAAGUUCUAUCACCGGUUAAUCAUAACUAUAACAAAUUUGUAAUAUUUAAGGCUUUUCUUCAAUUAAAACACAAGAAAUUUCAAGAGCAGUGAAAAAGAGCCAUUUAUUAAGUGUGCGUGUGUGAUGGCGCGUACUGUCCAAUUACUUAGGCACGACGCCUACUGUCCUGUUACACUGUCCUAUUUGUGCUGAAAACAGAUCUAACUUACGGAAGACUAACUUACAGUAAAUUAAUGUUAAAAUUCUCAAAACCUUUUCUGCAGAUGUUGUAUUGAUAUUGUUUGGAGGAAAUUGUAACUCCUGUGUCUUUUUAGAGUAAACAACAUCUCAAAAGCUUUAAAUAUGUUUUACUUAACAGGAAAAUUGAUUUCAAAGGUCUUUGUAAGCCUGGGUUAAAGUUAAAUGCAUCACCUCAGAACCUGUAGGCUGUAUGUUCUUCACAGAAUGGAAGUUCUUUAACCAUUAUUAAUCUUUUUUCAGUAAUGGAAAAGUCAUUGUAGCAGACAAUGAACAAACCAGUGUGCCAAACAUAUAUGCAAUAGGAGAUAUUCUGGAGGGCAAACUUGAGCUCACUCCUGUAGCGAUUCAUGCUGGAAGGUUACUGGCCCAUCGGCUGUAUGGUGAAAGAAAUGAAUUGGUAUGGGAUUCUUUUAUCUACAGCUGUAUUCUGAAAUAAUAAACUUAGGCCCUAGUCAAACAUCAAACUUUUCAUGCGCUGAACUUAAUACCUAUACUGGUUGAGCCAAAUGAUAGAAUUUCGAUAGCUGAUUCAGAUGUCAAACUUAAUUAGUCAGACCCAAAUCAUUUUCGCAAUGUUUAAUGGUCCACAAUGCUUACCACUGAAAUAAAUAAUUAUAGUAACUUAUGAAAAUGAAAAGUUCGAUGUUUGAAAUGGAGUCACUCCUCGGUUGAAAUUCCUAUGGGCCAGGUUAUGUGAUCUUAAUUCAUGGGUCGAUUCAAAUUAGAUAUGUUGGACUUAGUUGAUUCAAAUGUCAAUCUAAUGUUGUGCACUUAAUUGAAGGGAGUAGGUUCGGUACUUCAAAAAAGUUUGACGUUUGAACUGGGCCUUAAUGUCACCAAUGUUCGGCAACAAUAGUUGUCAUCUGUCUUACCUCAGGCCUGUCUGAGAGGUUGAUCUUGAGUCAACUUCGCACACAUGAUUGUAGUCUGACUAGACUGGGGUGGUCAUUGUUGCCAGCACAUUUUUGUCCAUGGGAAAAUUAUCCUAGGGAAACCAACGGCUAUGUCACAAGUGUGUCAGUAGCAUGUGAGAACCAGGCUUAACCAACAAGGAAAUUGUUGGAAAUCAAGAUGCUCUGAAUCUUUGAAACCUUGACACAGCAUUACUAAGUUUUCUGCCUAAGUUAACAGAGGUUGAAAUCUCCCAUAAUCUGACACUUUGCGAUAGUCCCAGGAACAAACAAUCACUGCAUAAUUAUUAUGUCCUCCAUAAGCGAAACCUUUUCCAUAGCAGAGGGUGUAGGCUUACAGAAGGUUUAACAGACUGUAUUAACGGCAAUAGCGUGCGGGUAGGAAGCAAUCCUCAAACUAUGUACAGAGCUACUUUUACCUCUUUUUCAAGACUGGCGGCCAACUUGUUACUGACAGUGCCUCAUAUUGUUACCCACACAUUUCAAUAAUCCAAACUUUGUUUUGUAGUGUGAUUAUGAGAGUGUACCAACAACAGUAUUCACACCACUGGAGUAUGGCUGCAUAGGGCUGGCAGAGGAAGAUGCUAUUGCAAAGUAUGGGGAGAACAAUAUUGAGGUGUAUCACACUAACUAUACACCUCUGGAGUAUACUGUGGCUAAACGAGACUCAUCUGAGUGUUAUGUCAAGCUGGUUUGCAACAAGAGCGAGAACGUAAGUGCUGUUACUCUGCAGUGAUCCUUUCUUUUUCGGUUAAAGUGUAUACAACACAACAUCUUUUCAAACUGAUUUUGGUCCAUAGAUACGUUUAGUCAACAAUAUUGUGAACUUUAAAAAUCUGUCCCCCCAAAAAAUUCUUGAACUUUUACCAUCCAAAAUGUGCUUUCUCCCUUAAAGAAAUGUCCAAAAGACUGCAAACGAGUAAAGGAUGAAAGAGAGGCUGGUGAUGUCAGCUAGUGUACGAUUAGUGCCCUGUAGAAUUAAGCGACGUAACUGACCAUAAUAAAAGGUGUCUCAAAGUAAAUGAAGAUUCUAAAGAUCAGUGCGUAGUUUUGACAAAGACAGUGCUUCGUAAUUGCUGCCAUCUUGUUAAUUAUUCUUCAUUGUUGCAAAUCAUUCUACAUCAUAGUUGUCAGUUUGGCCGCGCGAUAUUGCGUACAUUUUUAAGGGCAAAUUAAUUUGGGUGUGUUAAAAGACAAAAAAAUAGGUUUAACAAGAUUAUUGAGAAGUUUAUUUCUUUUUUUUGGCACUCAUCAAGCAUUGUCAACAAUCACUAAAUUAAUAAUUAAGAAAAUUUUGUGUUUUGCUUUUACUGUGAAAUACUGAUACAAUAGUGUUGAAACCCAGGCCAGAGCUGCAAAGAAUUUUUCUUGCUUGAAAGAACAUAAUUAUGUCUAGCUAGGUUAUCAUUUUGGUUGGUCCAAAAAAAAAUGUCAUCAGAGUCAAUCUAUCCAGCUAUAUGCAUCUUUAACCCUAUGCAUAUUGGGGGGCCCUCUCCCAACACUGGAGUUGAAUAGCGUUGAAAUUGUUCAAUUCACCACCAAAUGUAGUUACUUCUCUCAAAAUCUGGGCACAUUUUAAAGUCAUUGUGACGUGUUUGUCAACAUUAACAUCACCUUGGCAACCAAGUUUUGACAGCCAUGUUUUUUUUCAAAAUUUGCAUUAAUGUUUUCUCUAAUAGAACGUUUAUUUCCUAGUCAGAUUUGCUGAUUGAAUUACACUCAGUUAUAGACUGAGUUAUCUCUUAUGACAAGGACAUUGGUUAUUUCAUCAAGUCACCCUGGUAACUUAUUUGUUAUUCUGUUUUAGGAACGUGUGGUUGGUUUUCAUUUCCUUGGUCCAAAUGCUGGAGAGGUGACUCAAGGUUAUGCUGUGGCUAUCAAGUUAGGAGCCAAAAAGAGCGACUUUGACAGAACUGUGGGGAUCCACCCAACAGUGUCUGAGGUAAUUACUUAUCCACAUACAGAUUUUCCAGACUAAUUUCCAAACAUUUUCUGUGAGAAUUAGCUGGGAGAAUUCGACAAAUACUUUUCCUUUGAUUAUCAUUGAAUUAAUUGUUGUUACCUUUUCUCUUGAUGAUGUACCGAUAUUGUUCGAAAAAAAUUAAAUUGAAAGCAAAAUGUAGAAAUCGGGUUUAUUUUUUCCAUGCACCCUUUAAGUUAUUUCCUUACUUGCAAGACCCUCUCUGUUGUGUUUCUGAUCAGAAACACGACCUUAAAAUAGCCAAACCCUCCAUACUCCCUGCUGGAGUGAAAGAGUUUAUACAGCACGGUUUUCUUGGGCCUUGGAUGGUAGAGUUCAGUGGCGGAUACAGGGGAGGCACCGUUAUUUUUAGACCAAACUGAGGCCCAAAGGGCUGGAAAAAAUUUUUUGGGAGACCGCUCCAGCUCAUUAUCUAAGGGUCUGGAUGACUGCUCCCACCUCCAAUCCCCCCCUUUAUCUCAAUGUCUAGAUCCGGCACUGGAGUUAAUACACGUUUUCUGUAUUAGGUGUGUGACUAUCUUUUUUAACUUUUCCUUGCACUUUCAGAUUUUCACAACACUAGGAAAAACAAAGAGCUCUGGGGCUGAUGUCUCUGCAACUGGUUGCUGAGGUUAAACCCUGCUGUUGUAGCGCCUUAAAAUGUGUGGAGAUUAUCCAUCUUAUUCAUUUUAAGGACAACAGCGGGGUUACACCUAAACAAUUUAGGAUUCCUUGAUGCAGGAGCAAGCUCACUGUUUGCAACUAUGAUGGCUAAGUUUGUAACCUACGAUUGUGGGAAAACUUUGCCUGAUGUUUUGUACUUGAGGACAUCCUUUUUUUUCUUUUUUUUUUCAGCUUACUUUAAGAUUACUGGACUCUUGAUACGUUAAACAUUUUCAUGUUAGGAAUUAUUGUUUGUUUGCUGGUGAAGUUAAUGUAUAUAAUAGUAUUAUUAUUAUAAAAAAAAAUUGGCAGGUACACAAUACAGAUCACAAGUGCAGUUCAUCGCUGUACUGGUAAAUAACUGAGAGACGCAGUUUCCCCCUCAAGUAAAACUCUAUUUCAGAUUGUUAUUAGGGCUAGGAGAUACUUUUAGUUUUAUUUAUUUACCGUAGCACUGUGUGCUGUACUCUAACCUGACUUGUGAUCCGUGACCUGCGUUUUGUACUUGCCAUAAAAAUUAGGAAAUUGUUAGGACAGUGUAUUUGAUAGUCUUGCUUAAAAUUAUCAGAUGUGUCCAGAUGGGUUUAAUGAUAUGACUUUCUCUGUGUAUAAUUUAUUUAUUAAGAUGGAUUUCCUGCACGCCUUCAGGCAUGUGCAAGUGAACUUGCGCCGAGGCCCAUAUUUUUUUAUGUGCACUUGUACAUCAUCAGAAGUGAUUAAAAAGUAGGUGCACCUACAUAGGACACCCAAAGUGGCAAUGCAUGUACAGGGGUGCCAAGCAUCCUUUCAAGACCAUCUUCCUUUGAUCGCUGAGUGCUACAUUUGGAUACGGCUCCCUUGCUCGCUCAUUCCAGGGAGUUGAUUGGUUGACUGGCUUUCCUCUUCAUUUUCCAAAUAAAUCAGAAAAAUGCAGGCAUAUUUCUGGAUGAUGCUGGCCUCUUGUACUCUCUGGAUACAGCGGUACCCUAAUAUGACGAAGGGAUUAACCGGGUUUCGUUACAUCUUGGUUAUUUUCUAUAUUUUUUACUGUUACAUGUACUGGGAGGAAGAAUGUCGUUCGUUGUACCGAGAACUUCGUUAUUAUAGAAAUUCGUUGUAUGGAGGUUCCAUUGUACAAGCAACGGCUGCAAAUAUGCAGACUGCAAUCUGUGUUGUUUUAAUGAGAUUUGGUCCUUUCUCCUUUUUGAAAAUAAGUAUGCAUUUGAGUCUAGGUGUGGCACUUCUCCCAUGGCAACCAUAACAUAAAAAACAAUGCAACAAAUAACACUUAUUCGUCCAAAAACGUUGACAAUCUUUUUAAUAGCCUGCAAGCAAACUCUCCAUUUGCCGGUGGGGAGACGGAAGAGCAAGAGGGAGGGGAAGAAAGUCUCCUUUUUUCUCCUCCAUCCCUCGUGACUUGGGUCUUACCACGCUCACCAGAAAUGGAGAGCUUGUUCGUGUGCACUAGGCUGUUAUUUCAACGGCC